GUCACGUGAGUGAUUAUUCCAGUUCUGCCUGAACACUUGAAAAGACUUCAGCCUUGCAAAGAGAGCUGAGUGAAUCCAUGCGAAGAGGGAGGCACAAAGCAUGUAGCUUCUCAGGUUAAUUGGUUUCAGUAAAGUAUGAGAGCAAAUUAUUCAGCAAGAAAAUUCUGCUGAAAUCAACCAGGAAAAUGUGGAACCAGGCAAGAACUUCAGCAGGCUUGCCCCGGGGAAUGUUGAUUAAUUCAGCCUCCAUGUACUCUGAAAGGCACAGUGAUCCCUCCGAGAUCAGAUGUCUCAUGGCAGAGCCUGAUUAUUUUGAUAACAACCCUGACCUCAUCAGGCCCAAGAAGCUCUUGAAUCCAGUCAAAGCCUCCAGAAGUCACCAAGAGCUGCACAGAGAGCUGCUUAUGAACCAGAAGCGAGGUUUGGGUUCUGAAAACAAACCAGAGUUACAACGAGUGCUGGAAUACAGGCGGCGAGAUCAGCUCAUUCGGCAACGGAAGGAGGAAGAAGAGGCACAGAAAAUUAAAUCUCCAUUUGAACUUCAACUCCAGAAGAGACAUCAAAGGCUGGAACAGUUGGAAAGGGAACAGGAGAGGAGUGGAGAAGAACAAGAAAAUGCUCCUGAAUUCAUCAAAGUCAAAGAAAACUUGCGGAGAACAUCCACUUUCAGUACUGAGAAGAAGGCUGGCUAGUAUAGAGAGUUCCUUUCUCAAUGAAUGGCCUUUUACUGGUUGAUAAUGCUCGGCACCAGUUCUACUUGACUGAUUUGCUAUGCCAUCAUUAUAGAGUUCAUUUAAUGUUCUUGUCUUUCUUAUGAGGAAAAUGAAAACUGUUUUAUUCUGCUCGGAAUGGAUGGCCAAUCUUUUCCAGACAUUAAGAAUGUUUGUUUUGUAGGGCUCACCAAACCUGAUCAGUAGGUGAGAACGUGAAAGUGCUACUUAAUGUGAAUAUGCCAGUUUGAAUAAAAAGAAACAUAACAAGAAUCCAGUGAAUCUGGACAAUGAAUUGUAAUGACAAAGUGACCUAUCAACAUACCUUAAAUUUCUUACCCCUGACUAAGAUGGAACAUCAAGCUCGCUAUUCGUUCAUGCAUUCCAUGUAAUGAUUCAAAGCAUAAAGAAGGUGUUUCAUGGUAUUUUGCAUAAAAGGUUCUCUGCUUGUAACAUCAACUGACGUGCAGCAGCAGUGACUCUUUUUAAUGAAAUGAACUUAGAGUCGAAUGUUCCCUUUGACGGGUGAGAUUUGAUGGUGACAAUUAUUGUCAUGUGAUAUUUGCCUUUUAUCUCAGAGGAAAAGCCUUCCUUUUGCUUGUGUUGAUAUUUGGUCAAACGUUUGACUGCUAUGCAUUUUUUUUUGUUACGGCUGUAUUUGAAUUAAAAUGUUGCUAAUUGAAGAUUGUUGUAAAUGCUACAUGGAUAUUGUUAAUUUUAAUCUACAAAUCUUAACAGUAAAAUAAGUGGUGGCUGUUGGUAUUUUAUGGAUUGUCUGAUUAUGUAUGUAUACAGUCAACAGCUGAAAUAGCCAGAAUCUGCUGGGAAGAUUUGGAAUUGUUGACUGUUGAUAUUUUUUUAGGAGUUAAAUUUAGAUUGCACAAUACCUAACAAUCCAGAAAAUAUAUCACAAUUUUCAAUACAUUUAUUAUCUACCUAUAGUAAUAGAUGUGUAGAUAACUCCUGUAUUGAGAAUCUUGGUGUGUUUUUUUUCUGAUAUAAUACUAUGGGAUAAAGAAAUUAAUAGGGUAAACACAAUUAAAACUUCUACAGUAAACCAAGGAACAACUGACCAAAACCUUUAAAACUUUGUUCUGUCUUGCUGACAGCACAUUUCAUUCUAGAAUAAUUCUAUUAAGCGCUUAUGAACCUACUACUAAAAGCAGAUAUAUUUUGAAAAGCUACCCGUACCAGAGCCUUAGAAAAUCACAAUAAUUAGCCUUACAGAAUGUGUGGGCAGCAUAGAGAAGAAUUUUGUGUAGUACAAGAAAUGCAAUGACUACUACUUUAAAGAUAAACGCUGUGUAAACAAAAUCAAUUUACAAUCAAUAUCUUUUAUGUUCAUUCUGUCAUUUACACUUCAAAAUGCUGAUUUAUUUUAUACUUAGUAAUGUCCAGAUGUUGGAGACUGCUUGAUUAUGAAUGUAAUUCUGAAAGCUUUUAACUUCAUUUGAAAAGAUUGUCACUCUCUUAAUUUUGUUUGCCAUGUAUUCAAUUCACCUAGUACUGGAAAGAAAGAGUGUCUGGUAUUUUGUGACCAGAAUUGCAAAGAAAAAUUGCAAUGCAGCUGCUAGAAUGACAAAUCAUAUUGUUUGUAAUGACAACAGCUGUCUGUAUGUUUUGUAAACGAUGCUUUUGAAAUGUUACUGAGAAAAUGUUUACGGUUGCAUAAGUUACACCUAUCACCACAGUAAAAUGAAUUUACACCUCUGAUUAGAUUUAGUGUUGGAAUGCACAUUCUGAAAGUUUAUUUUCUUUCACUUUUACUCAUCACUUGGGAAAUUGUUGCUUUUCUACAUGUACAUAAAAUUCAAGCUCCAGUCUGUGAAUCUGUGAUAAGAGGUAAUCACUGUUUCAUCAUUGAUAACAGGAGGAGAUUUUGUAUUCAGUUGGAUUGUUGCCAUCUAUAGGUUUGUGUAAUUGUAACAGCUUUGAAAUUAAAAACUGCUUAUUUUACCAUGUGGAAAUUUCUCGUGCUUCAAAAAUUGAAUGCUUAGGUUUUGCAUUUUGUAGCUCAAGUACACUGUUUGCAUACAUUAUUUACAUACCAGUCAUCUUUUAUUAACAUUAGUGGUGUUAAUGUAAAUUACAUUGCAAAAUUCAAAGUAGCCAAGGAAGACCUAUAAUUAACGACAAUUCUGCCAAUGGCCCAGCUUGGGUAACCUAAUACUGCGGAAUUCAUUGUUGUAAGCACUGUUAACGUAGAAAAUUAGCUCUUGUCUAAAAGCAAGACACAGGCUGAAUUGUUGUUCUUUGAAUUUUUUUUUUGUAAUUUUUUUAAAUUGAAUUUCAUCAUCAAACAAACAUUUCCAUAAGAUGUAUUUCAGAUACUGUACAUAUAUAUCAUGUAAUCAUAUUUGUCACAAAUCUCCACAUAAUAUUUAUCUAAGGUAUACACUUAUAGAAAGGAGAGGAAAGAAAUAACAAUCAAAAGAAGAAAACUAUGUACAAAGUAGGGGUGAUCUUUUUUUUUACAACAUAUUCAUUGACUUGUGAGAAUAAAAUCAGGCCUAUGAGGUGUUAUGUAGUUAAACCAUUUUUCCCAGUAUGAAUCAAAUUGUUCCAACUUAUGAUUAACAAUCUUUUCUAUUUUGUAAAUGUCCAUCGUAAUUUCCAUCCAUACAUUUAAAGUUGGGCUCUCCUGUGAUAACCAUUUCCUGGUAAGGGCCACCAGUAGUAUAGUCAUUAAAUAUUUAUCUCUUUUCAACCAUUCUUGAGGUAUAUACCCAAAAUAUAUGGUCUUACUCUCUAAGGGCAUUUCACAUUUAAAGAUGUCUAGUAGGGCAUUAUGAACCCCACUCCAACAGUCUUUGAUAUCGGGGCAUUCCCAGAAAAUGUGAUAAUGGUUUGCAUUUUGAGUUCCACAAUUUUUCCGGCAAACAGGGAGGUUACUAUCAUAAUGGGAUUUCUGAGAGGGUGUAAUAAAAUAUCUUAAGUUUUUCCACCCGAACUCCCUCUUUUUCUGUGAACUGGUACACUUCCAUUGAUACCUCCAUAUUAUUGUCCAGUCUUCCUCAGAUAUUAUUAUCCCUCCUUCCUUCUCCCAUUUUGUUUUAAUGUAUGAAGUCGAAUGUGUUUUAAGAUUUGACAAACUCUUAUACACGCUUGAAAUGAUUCUACUACCGUUGUCUAAAUUAUAUGCUUUUCUAAAUAGCUCUAUCAGACAUGUACUUGCCUUGGUUACAUUUUUAACCGUCCUAUUAACAUACUGUUGCAUCUGUAAAUACCGAUGAAAGUCUUGUUUUUCUAAUAAGUUCUUUGAACUUCUCAAUAGUUGCCGGGUAUGCAAGCGAGUGAAAUAAGUGAAUUUGAAUUUAUUUAUUUAGAUCUUACAUCCGUCCCACAAUGUGAGGGAUUAAAAAUCUCUAUGUUAUGACUCCAUCGCAAUGUACAGACAAGAAAUGGAACAGGUUGUAUCCGCUGACGGGAAACACACAUUCCACAGAUAAAGAAGUAUGCUGUAUAGUAAGAAAGUAUGAUAAAAUAAACAUAAUAGUAUGAAAAUAGUUCACAUCUGGCGCUAACAAGAGGAAUUCUGCAGAUGCUGGAAAUUCAAGCAACACACAUAAAAGUUGCUGGUGAACGCAGCAGGCCAGGCAGCAUCUCCAGGAAGAGGUACAGUCGACGUUUCAGGCCGAGACCCUUCGUCAGGACUAACUGAAGGAAGAGUCUCACUAACUCUGCGUUCACCAGCAACUUUGAUGUGUGUUGCUCACAUCUGGCGCUGCCGCUUCAUACUUCGCCUGAACGUGGAUAGUUUGUGGAAAUCUGAAAUAAUAAGACAAAACUAGCAAUAAUCGGCAAAAUUAGGCAGUGUGUUGUAAAAGUAAAUAUUUACCAACUGCCACCAAUCUUCCCGAUAAACCUACUGGACUAUUCACCUUCGAUGAGAGCUAGCAAACUUUCACUGGACAGUACAACAGUAUGCUGUGCGCAAACAUUCACUCUAACCACUUUCACUCAGGUUGGAGGAACAACACCUUAUAUUCCGUCUGGGUAGCCUCCAGCCUGAUGGCAUGAA
Mobula hypostoma (lesser devil ray) is the source of this 4731-nucleotide messenger RNA. Its product is annotated as protein FAM107B-like. Gene Ontology annotation, cellular component: synapse; neuron projection; stress fiber. Gene Ontology annotation, biological process: regulation of actin cytoskeleton organization; actin filament polymerization; actin filament bundle assembly. The record is from RefSeq and is a predicted model, not a curated record. The transcript is spliced from 4 exons. The coding region runs from base 186 to 692 and encodes 168 amino acids. NCBI's taxonomy places the organism in Eukaryota, Metazoa, Chordata, Chondrichthyes, Myliobatiformes, Myliobatidae.